AUGAAGUUUUUACCGGCGAUUGCCUUUUUUAUUUUAAUUUCCUUGUGGGUUGAAGAAGCCUAUUCUAAAGAGAAGUCUUCAAAGAAGGGGAAAAAGAAGCAGUAUCUAUGCCCAUCCCAGCAGUCACCAGAGGAUCUAGCCCGAGUCCCUGCCAACUCCACUAGCAAUAUCUUGAAUAGGCUACUAGUCAGUUAUGAUCCCAGGAUAAGACCAAAUUUCAAAGGUAUUCCUGUUGAUGUAGUAGUAAACAUUUUUAUCAACAGUUUUGGAUCCAUUCAAGAGACAACAAUGGACUAUAGAGUUAAUAUUUUCCUGAGACAAAAGUGGAACGAUCCAAGGCUGAAGCUCCCCAGUGAUUUUCGGGGCUCAGACGCCCUGACAGUGGAUCCCACCAUGUACAAGUGUCUGUGGAAACCUGAUUUGUUUUUCGCCAAUGAAAAAAGUGCCAAUUUUCAUGAUGUGACCCAGGAGAAUAUCCUCCUCUUUAUUUUUCGGGAUGGAGAUGUCCUUGUCAGCAUGAGGUUAUCUAUUACUCUUUCAUGCCCAUUGGACUUGACCUUGUUCCCCAUGGAUACACAACGCUGCAAAAUGCAACUUGAGAGCUUUGGUUACACAACUGAUGAUUUACGAUUUAUCUGGCAGUCAGGGGAUCCUGUUCAGUUAGAAAAAAUUGCCUUGCCUCAAUUUGAUAUUAAAAAGGAAGACAUUGAAUAUGGUAAUUGUACAAAAUACUAUAAAGGCACUGGGUACUACACCUGUGUGGAAGUCAUCUUCACCCUGAGGAGACAGGUUGGGUUUUAUAUGAUGGGCGUCUAUGCCCCGACCCUGCUGAUCGUGGUUCUCUCCUGGCUUUCCUUCUGGAUCAACCCUGACGCCAGUGCUGCCAGAGUGCCGCUGGGUAUCUUUUCAGUACUCAGUUUGGCCUCUGAGUGCACAACCCUUGCUGCUGAACUUCCCAAAGUCUCCUACGUGAAGGCUCUUGAUGUAUGGCUCAUUGCUUGUCUUCUCUUUGGGUUUGCUUCCCUCGUGGAGUAUGCUGUUGUCCAGGUGAUGCUAAAUAACCCCAAACGAGUUGAAGCAGAAAAAGCCAGAAUUGCUAAGGCUGAGCAAGCAGAAGGAAAAAGUGGAAAUGCCAUUAAAAAGAAUACUGUAAAUGGUACAGGGACUCCGGUUCAUAUUAGCACUUUGCAGGUUGGUGAGAACAGAUGCAAAAAAGUUUGUACUUCUAAGUCUGACCUGAGAUCUAAUGACUUCAGCAUUGUGGGAAGCUUACCAAGAGAUUUUGAAUUAUCCAAUUAUGACUGCUAUGGGAAACCUAUCGAAGUCAACAAUGGACUUGGGAAAUCUCAGGCAAAAAGCAACAAGAAGCCUCCCCCCGCCAAACCCGUUAUUCCAACAGCAGCAAAGAGAAUUGAUCUUUAUGCAAGAGCGUUGUUUCCUUUCUGCUUCUUGUUCUUCAAUGUUAUAUAUUGGUCUGUAUAUUUAUGA
This is a messenger RNA of Pipistrellus nathusii (Nathusius's pipistrelle), 1488 nucleotides long. The record is from the annotation of a GenBank genome assembly. Lineage: Eukaryota; Metazoa; Chordata; Mammalia; Chiroptera; Vespertilionidae.